Pantherophis guttatus is the source of this 2401-nucleotide messenger RNA. It is a transcript of the gene FAM151B, whose product is annotated as family with sequence similarity 151 member B. Lineage: Eukaryota; Metazoa; Chordata; Lepidosauria; Squamata; Colubridae. The record is from RefSeq and is a predicted model, not a curated record.
UUUUAUUUUUGGCUUUAUUAUUAAUGCUUUCAGAAAAUAGUUUAAUUUUACUUCAUCUAGUAUUGGGUUUUUUUGUGGGGGGGGAAUCCAGUGUUCAGUUUUCUACAGCAUCAAAAUUCUGAUAAUAUGUACCUUUGUUGUCAAUGUGAUGUCUUUGCUCUUUACUUAGAUUUGUCAUUGUUUGUCCCAAGUACCAGCUAUCUUUUUCAGAUCUAGAAUCACUGUCCCUCUCUUACGUCUUACUUCUUCUUCAGCUACUUGCCUUGAGUUACCAUUGCCUGUUAACUAUCUUAGGUAUUUUUAAUAUUGAGGAGACACUAGUUUUUGUACACUUUUUUUUUCUUCAUGGUCAGCAAUGGAUUCCUUUCACUUUCCUUGCUUCUAGCCAUUCAAGAGGCAUUGGUAUAUCUGUGAUUGAUGUUUCUCCCAGAAAUUUUAAUUACAAUUGUUUUUCAAAUCUGGCAUAUAUGAUGAUAUAUUAUGCAUAAAUAAUUAAGAGAGCAUCCAAUCUUAGCCCACCCCUUUCCCACUUUUGAGCCAUUUAGAUAGCCAAUAUUAUUAUAUCCUGAUCAUCAGACAGUAUGUUUUAUUCCCUAGGCAGGUAGCCUUAUACAUACAUGCUUUCAUGGACUGUCCACACCUUGUCAUCACAGUUGAAAGUUUUUAUAAAAUCAAUAAGACAUUUUUAUUGAACUCCCUUGUCAUCUGGAGUAUUCAUCGAAUAUUUGCAAUAGGAUCCUGGGCCCCUUGAUUCUUUUGCAACAACAGUAUCUGGCACUUUUCAUUCUCAAUUACUAUUAUUAAACAAGCAAACUGGAAAACAUGCAUGCAAAACGCCCUCCUACCAAUAGCAUGGGGAGGUUUUCUCAAAGAUGCAGGUUACAGUUUUAAUUGCAGGGAUCAUCAUUUACUAAUCCUCAUAAACUAUGAAGCACAUUUUACAAAAAUGGAAUUUUUGGCAAACGAAACUACUUCAGAGUUCAGUUUCUACAUUUCCAUAAAACUGGAGUAAACUCUGAUAAAAGUCAAUCUGUAAAAGGCGGCGGCUGCCAUGCGCGUAUCCCUCUUGAGCUUCCCGGCUGAACCGGGAUUUAAGCCCGGAUGCAUCAUAGAGAUGGCGCCAAUUCUGCCAGUUCGGAGCUGGCAUCAAGACGAACCCAUCAUUUGUAAACCUUGUUGAUUUAGCUAUGUCGCGAAUAAUAAACCCCUUAACGCAGAUUUCCAAGGUGGUCAACUUAGAAUAGUAAGAGCAGCGAGGCAAAUUCGAGAGCAAGUCUCGCCAUCGCUCUGCGGGAAGCAAACGGGGAGGCGGGCGCCGGGCAAAAGCACUCGGAAGUCGGACUCGGCGAGCCUUGAUGCGGAGCGCUUGCCGGAAGGCCCCGUCAAUACCGCGAAGAGAACCGGUUGCACGCCUCAAAAAAGCAAAGGCCAACUCUGCGGGCGCCGGAGCGGGUCUGAAUAAGACCCGAGAUCGGACAUGCAAGAGGACGAACAUGGAGGAGGACCGGGCGCCGGAGGGUCCGCGCUUGGCGAAGGGGAAGGAUUUUGGAGUCAAAAUAUAUUAGAUUAUUUUCUGAAUACCAAGCAAAUUAAAACAAGAGAUGGAGCUGAAAUCAUUUGGUAUCACAGAGCAAACAGCAAGCAACACAUGAAAGACGCAAUACAGAGUGCUGCUCACAUGAUAGAAGCAGAUGUCCUUCUUUAUGGUAAUCACCCAGUCAUGGCUCAUCCGCCUGAAACAAAUAGUGAUAAUACACUCAAAGAAUGGUUAAACGAAAUUAAAAACACCAACAAAGGGAUCAAGCUUGAUUUUAAAAGUCUAGAAGCUGUGAAUCCCUCAAUGAAGCUUCUUGGAGACCUGCAUUUUAGGCAACCUGUUUGGAUUAAUGCAGACAUACUCCUAGGACCAAAAGGAAAUCAUCCGAUAGAUGCAAAGGGAUUCCUGGACACAGUGAUAUCAUCUUUUCCAGAUGUAACUUUAUCUUUGGGAUGGACUACUGGAAGAAUUAAUUCAAAAUGCAAUACAGGUUAUAGUCUAGCCAUGGUACAAGAAAUGGCAGAAAUAUGUAGAGAUCGUACUCAGCCAAUCACAUUUGCUGUAAGAGCUGAUUUGGUUUGUCGGUCAAAAUCUGAACUUCUGUGGUUACUACAGCAAUCAGACAGGUACACGUUAACCAUUUGGACUGGAAAAGAUGAUGAAUAUUCCGUAGAUGAUUUACUCUUCAUCAGACACAGCUUUGAUAAAUGUAGAGUUUUUUAUGAUAUCUUGGAGCCACAAAAUUCUGAAUUCAGAAAAGCCAUAGGAAUAUAAAAAGGACAAAUAAAACAGCUCAGUCAACAAUGUAUUUAGGCUUUAGACUGAGUAUAAAAAUGCAUUAAAUUGAAUUGUACAUUUCUAUCA